AUGCACUGUAAUAUUCUAAAGCUGACAAAGAAUAUGAGAUUGCUAGAUAGUCGAUUUGAUGCAAAUGUGAAUAUGUUAAAACAGUUUUCUGAUUGGCUUUUGGCAAUAGGUGAUGGAAGGAUGGGAUUUUCCACGAAUAACACUAAGAAAGUAAAAAUACCUGAAGAUCUUCCCAUAGAUAAUUUUGAUGAUCCAAUAUAUGGAAUUGUAGAAAGUACAUAUUUCAGUUAUUUGGAGCAUUCUACUGAUAUGAAAUACCUUCAAGAAAAAACAAUUCUUGCACCUACUCUUCAAAUGGUGGAAUCGGUGAAUGAUUACAUGAUUUCUCUCAGUUGUGGGCAGGAGAAGUCAUAUUUAAGUUUCAAUACAGUUUGUAUGUCUGAUCAUUCAUUUACAUGUUUGAGACAUGUGCAUACACCUGAAUUCCUAAAUAGUAUUAAAUGCUCAGGUAUCCCAAAUUACUCUAUCACUUUGAAGGUAGGUGUUCUUGUGAUGUUGUUAAGAAAUAUAGAUCAAUCAGCAGGUUUGUGUAAUUACACAAUAUUAACCAUCAUAAGACUCAAAAAUCGGGUAACUAAAGUGAAAGUAUUAUCAGGAAAAGAAUCUGGCAAUAAGGUUUUUAUUCCGAGAAUGUCACUUACUCCAUCUGAUUCACGAAUUCCUUUUAAAUUCCAACGAAGACAGUUUUCAGUGAUCGUAUCUUUUGCCAUGACCAUCAAUAAAAGUCAAGGUCAAUCAUUGUGUAGUGUAGGAUUAUUUUUGAAGAAGCCUGUGUUUACUCAUGGACAAUUAUAUGUUGCCCUUUCUUGA
Messenger RNA from Capsicum annuum, 810 nucleotides. RefSeq lists its product as uncharacterized. Gene Ontology annotation, biological process: DNA repair; telomere maintenance. The transcript has a single exon. The record is from RefSeq and is a predicted model, not a curated record. Gene Ontology annotation, molecular function: DNA helicase activity. Lineage: Eukaryota; Viridiplantae; Streptophyta; Magnoliopsida; Solanales; Solanaceae. Bases 1 to 810 code for a protein of 269 amino acids.